AUGUCUAGUGUAAAUGUCAGCAGUGUAUAUCCGUCCUGCACUGUGUGUACACCCUCAGAACGCCUUUGUCUUCCUCUGAAGCAGAUGAGGAGAACUCCUGCCUUGAGCAACAUGAAGCUCAAAUCACAUCACACACAACAAGACUCAACAGCAGAAACUCUAUGGCAGAAUCUGCAUUAUCUCGGAACAAGUAGCUUCAAAUCCCAGCUUGGAUACCUGACUGGAACACACAAGAUGGAGCAGAAGAAGCUGAAAACACAUAGGGUCCAGUCCUGCCUGAUGUUCUGCAUGAGGACGCGUGUAAGGAUGGAGCCAAAGCAGCCUGCAGUCGAGAGCCAGGCGGACAGUACGGAGAGCAAGCUGAAGGAGCUGGCCCUCAGAUGGUUCACUGAGACCCAGGCCCCUCUCAUCCUUCAAGAAGGCAACUUCCCUGCCUGGUUCCAAGGCUUUAUCAGCAGAAAACAUGCAGAAGAUCAUCUGCGAGAUAAAGAACUGGGCUGUUUCCUCAUUAGACUUAGUGAGAAAGCCACUGGAUAUAUCCUGUCAUAUAAAGGACAUGACCGGUGUCGACACUUUGUCAUCAACCAAAAUAAGACAGGCCAGUUUAUAGUGACAGGAGACACUGAGAUGCAUGAGACUCUUACCAGUCUAAUCGAGCAUUACAAGACCAGUCCUAUCGAGCCAUUUGGGGAGUACCUAACUGUGUCUUGUUUUGAGUCCUCUACAAGUGAGCUGUACGAUGUGGUGCAGUUUGAACCGAAGGAGAAGCCAGGAGUGAGUGUGAAAGCAGGAAAGAACAUCUGGAACCAACACACUGACCAGCCAAACCAGUUUCAGCAGCCACCGAUCCUGCCACCCAAGAGGAACAUCCACGCCGCACCUCCAGUUCCAAAAAGAGGGGCCCCAAUGAAGACACAAACCAAUGAGGAGAAUCGCAACUCUGAGGUCAUGGUGCUAUAUGCACAGCUGGAUCAGUCAAGGUUUAGAGAAAGAGUAACACCUCCACUGGAGAGCAGGCGGAGUGAAUCCAGUGCUCCACAGGUGAGCCAUGGAGGUACAACCCAAGACUCUGAGCCGCAGAGUGUCAGGCCUCGGCAAAGCCCCAUUCCCGGACCACGCACUGUAUAUUCAGAACUUGCCCUAUCAGAGUGCAGAAGUAAAUCCCUCCCCCUUCUGGAUAACCGCACCAGGGGAGAUCGUUCAUACAGGCUCUCCACACCCUCUCCUAGUCCCCUACAACUGUCUCCAAACCUACAAAAAGGACACAGCAAGGGAACCAGCAGUCAGCUAAUGCCCACCUACAGCCACAGUCUGGAUAAGCUAUGUGAAAACUCCUUCUAUCAGCUGGCUGGCAAGUCAGGCAAUCCUAAUCACACUAUGCAAGCCAAGUCUACGGCAAAGAGGCAGGACAAUGACAUGUACGCUGAGGUGCCUUGCGAACCCAUGCCCAGACGUUUGCUCAUGGAGAAUACUUAUGAGCAGAUUCCUGAACCAUGGCACACUCCUAGCCAUAAGGGGCUUUCUGGACAUGGGAACACCUACGAGAUAGUAGAGAACUUCAAACCAAAGCAGAGCGAGUCUCUGCUGGGUAUUAAGGGUGAUAAAUGGAAAUGGCUUCUCCCAGAACAGUGGAAAAAAUGACCCAAUCCUCAACCUCUAAAUCAGCUGUUACAGAACACACAAAACAUGAAGAUUACACUAAAACAGGGGUAAAGAAUAAUAAUAAUAACUUAUGUCAGGGUUAUUUCUGAUACUUUUGUUUCAAAUACUUAUAUAGGUUUCUAAUCUUGUCUGCAAAUCAGCAACUA
Messenger RNA from Electrophorus electricus (electric eel), 1808 nucleotides. Its product is annotated as SH2 domain containing 7. Gene Ontology annotation, cellular component: cytoplasm. Lineage: Eukaryota; Metazoa; Chordata; Actinopteri; Gymnotiformes; Gymnotidae. The record is from RefSeq and is a predicted model, not a curated record.